GCGCAUGUUCAGUUGUAUAUCGCCCGUUAUGGAGGACUGCGGAGUUUAGCUAGCUCAUGUUCAACAGCACCACCGACGACCAUAUAGCUUAAUCAUGGUGAAUGUAAAGAAGCGGAAAGGUCGAGUCGUUAUCGACUCUGACUCUGAAGACAGUGCUAGUGAUGAUAAUUUAGAUCAGGAGCUUCUGUCUCUGGCCACCAAGAGGAAGAGGGUGGACUCGGAUGACCAGCAGGAUAACCAGCAGGAUGACCAGCCAGUCAGCAAGCCUGCAGCUUCAUCAGACUCGGAGACGUCAGACAGUGACGAUGAGUGGACUGCCGGGGGUCCUAAAGUCAAGAAGAAAGUUAAGCCAGGGAAACCGACAACAACAGAGAAGAAGAAAGAGGCGGCGAAGAAGAAGAGGGUUCAUAAAGCUGCAGCGUCCGGUAGUUCUGGUGGAGACAGUUCAGCUGACAGUUCUGCCCCCGAGGAGGGUGAGGUGUCUGACUCCGAGAGCAACACCUCUGCCUCCAGCUCAGACUCCUCGUCGGAGGACGAUGUGUUCAGGGACGGCUACGGAGAGGACCUGAUGGGAGACGAGGAGGACAGGGCUCGGCUGGAGCAGAUGACUGAGAAGGAGAGGGAGCAGGAGCUCUUCAACAGGAUAGAGAAGAGGGAGGUGCUCAAGAGGAGAUUUGAAAUAAAAAAGAAACUGAAGACGGCGAAGAAGAAGGAGAAAGAGGAGAAGAAGAAGAAAGACGAGGAAGAACAGAAGAAGAGAUCAUCCGGUCAUCAUGAAGACCGGACUCAUCAGGACCUGCAGGUGGUUAUGUCUCACAACAAGGAGAGGAGAACUAAACGGGAUGAGAAGCUGGAUAAAAAGUCUCAGGCCAUGGAGGAACUGAAAGCGGAGCGAGAGAAGAAGAAAACCAGGACAGCGGAGCUCCUGGCGAAACGGCAGCCCCUGAAGACCAGCGAGGUGUACUCCGACGAUGAGGAGGAGGAAGAGGAGGAGGAUGACGACAAAUCCUCAGUAAAGAGUGAUCGCAGUUCACGUUCUUCAUCUUAUUCCGAAGACGAAGAGAAAGGGGAGACCCCACCAAAAUCUCAGCCCGUGUCACUGCCAGACGAGCUGAACCGGAUCCGUCUGUCCCGACACAAACUGGAGCGCUGGUGUCACAUGCCGUUCUUCCAGAAGACUGUCAGCGGCUGCUUCGUACGGAUAGGCAUCGGGAACAGUAGUAGCAAACCAGUUUACAGGGUAACGAGAUGUAUUUAUUCAGGUUGCUUCGUACGGAUAGGCAUCGGGAACAGUAGUAGCAAACCAGUUUACAGGGUAACGAGAUGUAUUUAUUCAGGUUGCUUCGUACGGAUAGGCAUCGGGAACAGUAGUAGCAAACCAGUUUACAGGGUAACGAGAUGUAUUUAUUCAGGUUGCUUCGUACGGAUAGGCAUCGGGAACAGUAGUAGCAAACCAGUUUACAGGGUAACGAGAUGUAUUUAUUCAGGCUGCUUCGUACGGAUAGGCAUCGGGAACAGUAGUAGCAAACCAGUUUACAGGGUGGCUGAAAUAGUUGACGUGGUGGAGACGGCUAAAGUGUACCAGUUGGGAACGACCCGGACGAACAAAGGACUACAGUUACAGCAUGGUGGUGACACCCGAGUCUUCAGACUGGAGUUUGUGUCCAAUCAGGAGUUCACAGAAAACGAGUUCAUGAAGUGGAAGGAGGCGAUGAUCAUAGCCAGUAUGCAGGUUCCCACUCUAGAUGAGAUCAAUAAGAAGGAGCAGGCCAUCAAAGAGGCUUGUAACUACAAAUUCAACGACAAAGACAUCGAGGAUAUCGUUAAAGAGAAAGACCGAUUCAGAAAGGCUCCUUCUAACUACGCCAUGAAGAAAACAUCACUACUCAAAGAUAAGGCCAUGGCCGAGGAGAGUGGAGAAGGAGACAGAGCCAAAGAGAUCCAGGACCAGCUGAAUGAGCUGGAGGAGAGGGCCGAGCAUCUGGACAGACAGAGGACCAAAAACAUCUCUGCCAUCAGCUACAUCAACCAGAGGAAUCGUAGCUGGAACAUUGUAGAGUCUGAGAAGGCUCUAGUCGCUGAGGGACAGAAUGCCAAGCUGCAGAUGGACCCGUUUACUAGACGGCAAUGCAAACCGACCAUGGUGUCUAACGCCAGAGACCCUUCAGUCCAUGCAGCUAUCCUCCAGCACCUCAAUGAGAAGUACGGAGAAGGGUCGGGCAAAGAGAUGGACUUGGAGUUUGAGAUGGGCAGGGGAGCGGGACAGGCUGCUCUGAAAGUCAUCGACCCGACUAAGAACACCAGCGACCUAUCAGAGGACCUCUUUAAAGUCCACGACUUUGACGUCAAGAUCGACCUACAGGUUCCCAAUGCAGAAGCCAAGUCUCUGUCGGUGAGCGCUAACACCUUGGCAGUAAAGGACGGGGCUCCACGCAGAUCUCUCAACCUGGAGGACUACAAGAAGAGGAGGGGCUUGAUCUAAUGAACUACAGGAAUAUGGGCGUGGUCUAAUGAACUACAGGAAGAGGGGCUGUGGUCUAAUGAACUACAGGAAGAGGAAGGGGGGCUUGGUCUAAUGAUCUAAUAGCCUAACCCCUCAGUCAGAACCACCUGCAUGUGUUGGUUGGCAAUUCUACCCCUGUGUGAGUGAGAGGUGUGUGUGUGUGUGUGUGAGAGGUAAGUGUGUGUGUGAGUGAGAGGUAAGUGUGUGAGUGAGAGGUAAGUGUGUGUGUGAGUGAGAGGUAAGUGUGUGUGUGUGUGAAUGAGAGGUAAGUGUGUGAGAGGUAAGUGUGUGUGUGUGUGUGUGUGUGUGUGUGUGAGAGGGGACAGAGUGUGUGUACACUAGAGACUGUCCAUUUUAAAACUGAUAGGAUAUAUUAAGAGAAGACAACUUUUUUUCUCUCCAAGUUUCUCUCUUAGAAAAAAGUUGUCCACAUUUUAUUUUUGCGUUUAUUAUGUGCAAAGUCGUACUUCAAAUGUUUUUAUUAUUUUUAUUAGUUAUUUCUAUGUUUUUAUAAAUAAAUCUUACGUUGGUUCUCCCUCAUACGGAUCUGAAGUUCACUCCUUUGGUGUCCAGGGCACAAUGCUUGUGAAAGGACACCGUCUUGUCAGACUUAGAUUGUUGAAAUACUGUAUCUGAUUUCCCCAUCAACAACAGCCUGGAUUUCUUUCGUACCUGAUUUCAGAGCAGUUCCACCUGCACGGUUCACUAGAGGUUAUAGGGUGAAGUUGCCUCUAGACGCUGAUCUUGGGUCAACCACUAACGGUUGAGGUUAGGAUUUGGAGCGAGGAGAAACUGAUUUUAGAUCUGUAGCUAAGUGGGAAACUUCACCCCUGAGCCUCUUAGACUGCAGAGCUCAAAUCAAAUGUAUUUAUAUAGCCCUUCGUACAUCAGCUAAUAUCUCAAAGUGCUGUACAGAAACCCAGCCUAAAACCCCAAACAGCAAGCAAUGCAGGUGUAGAAGCACAGUGGCUAGGAAAAACUCCCUAGAAUGGCCAGAACCUAGGAAGAACCCCUGAGCCCUCUCCCUUUCCCUGUUCUCUCUUCUCACCCUCUCGUCCCCUGUCUCUCGGUCUCCUCCCCUCUCCCUCUAGAUAGAGACCCAGGGCUGGGAGACUGCAGUGGGGGACAUUCCCGUUCCCUCUCCCUUUCCCUGUUCUCUCUUCUCACCCUCUCGUUCCCUGUCCCUAUUUUAGACUGCAUAGCCCGUUAUCUACUUACUGGACAGUACAUGUCACUUUUUUUUUUCAAGUCUACCAAAAAAAAGAAACGGAUGAAUCUAUCAAUUUACAUGGAUCUUUUCUUUUAAUCUCUAGUUUUUUUUGUUUGUUGUUUACCUCCCAUUUUCAGAGCAGAUUCUAAGUGUUAUCGAUUGUGUAUUUAGUCAGUCCCUGUAUUGAUGUGGCAUGCCAUGUGUAUAUAUUACAGUUUGGAGUGAGGCAGAAUAAAGAGGGGCAGUGUUUCGUA
This is a messenger RNA of Salvelinus fontinalis (brook trout), 3967 nucleotides long. Its product is annotated as RNA polymerase-associated protein RTF1 homolog. The record is from RefSeq and is a predicted model, not a curated record. Gene Ontology annotation, cellular component: Cdc73/Paf1 complex. Bases 95 to 2482 code for a protein of 795 amino acids. NCBI's taxonomy places the organism in Eukaryota, Metazoa, Chordata, Actinopteri, Salmoniformes, Salmonidae. Gene Ontology annotation, molecular function: DNA binding; RNA polymerase II C-terminal domain phosphoserine binding. The transcript has 16 exons.